Apus apus (common swift) is the source of this 4860-nucleotide messenger RNA. It is a transcript of the gene SMOC1, whose product is annotated as SPARC related modular calcium binding 1. Gene Ontology annotation, molecular function: calcium ion binding; heparin binding; extracellular matrix binding. Lineage: Eukaryota; Metazoa; Chordata; Aves; Apodiformes; Apodidae. The transcript is spliced from 13 exons. Gene Ontology annotation, cellular component: basement membrane. The coding region runs from base 1 to 1413 and encodes 470 amino acids. Gene Ontology annotation, biological process: extracellular matrix organization. The record is from RefSeq and is a predicted model, not a curated record.
AUGGUGCCGCGGGCCUGGCGCGGCGCGGGGGCUCGCCCGCUGCUGCUGGCGCUGCUGCUGCUGCUGCUGCUGCCGCCGCAGGGUCGCGGCCACCGAGCCACGGGGCCCCGGUUUUUAAUAAGCGACCGUGACAGAGACCCUCAGUGUAACCUGCAUUGCUCCAGGUCCCAAUCCAAGCCCCUCUGUGGCUCUGAUGGCAGAACAUACGAGUCGAUGUGUGACUACCAGAGAGCCAAGUGCCGGGAGUCGAGUCUGAGCGUGACACACCGUGGCCGGUGCAAAGAUGUGGGCCAAAGCAAGUGUCGGUUAGAGAGAGCUCAAGCACUGGAACAGGCAAAGAAGCCCCAGGAAGCAGUCUUCAUUCCAGAAUGCAAUGAGGAUGGAUCAUUCACACAGGUGCAGUGCCACACCUACACUGGAUACUGCUGGUGUGUGACACCUGAUGGCAAGCCUAUUAGCGGCUCUUCUGUACAGAACAAAACUCCUGUAUGUUCAGGCUCUGUAACGGAUAAACCAUCCAGCCAGGGUAAUUCAGGAAGGAAAGUUUCUUUUCGAUUCUUUUUAACCCUCAAUUCAGAUGAUGGUUCGAAGCCAACGCCAACCAUGGAAACCCAGCCUAUUUUUGACGGAGAAGAAAUCACCGCACCCACCCUUUGGAUUAAGCACUUGGUCAUUAAAGAUUCCAAACUGAACAGUUCCAGUAUAAGGAAUUCAGAGAAAGUUCAUUCCUGCGACCAGGAAAGGCAGAGUGCCCUGGAGGAGGCCAGGCAGAACCCCCGCGAGGGUAUCGUCAUCCCCGAGUGUGCUCCUGGAGGGCUCUACAAACCAGUGCAAUGCCACCAGUCGACUGGGUACUGCUGGUGUGUCCUGGUGGACACAGGACGCCCCCUGCCUGGUACUUCCACUCGCUAUGAGACCCCAGUGUGUGAAAGCGAUGCCAGAUCAAAGAGCACGGAGAUUGAUGAUCCCUUCAAGGACAGAGAACUUCCAGGCUGCCCAGAAGGGAAGAAAGUUGAAUUUAUUACCAGCUUACUUGAUGCUCUGACUACGGACAUGGUACAGGCUAUUAACUCAGCAGCACCUACUGGGGGUGGGAGGUUCUCUGAGCCAGACCCCAGCCACACACUGGAGGAGCGAGUGGUGCACUGGUACUUCAGCCAGCUGGACAACAACAGCAGCAAUGACAUCAACAAGCGGGAGCUGAAGCCUUUCAAGCGUUACGUAAAGAAGAAAGCCAAGCCCAAGAAAUGUGCUCGACGUUUCACUGACUACUGUGACCUCAACAAGGACAAGUCCAUCUCACUUCAGGAGCUGAAAGGGUGCUUGGGAGUCAGCAAAGAAGGAGGUAGCCUGAGCAGUUUCCCCAAUGGAAAAAGACAAGGCCUUAACCCUUUCAUAGGUCGCCUGGUGUAGCAGCAGAAGACAGGAAGGGAAGGCAGGAGCCGAUCCAAAGGGAAAAAGAUCCAGUGACAGAUGAACAGACACCUCGCUGCUUGUGAGCAAGCAUGCAGCACCAGCAACAUCCAACGUAGCAGAAGUGGCACCCAGAACGUUUGCACUUUUUAAUAAUUGGUUUGGGGUUGGUUUUAAUUGCUUUUCAAUGCCAUUAUCUAAUACUUUGGAGAGUGGGGGCAAGCAGAAUAAUGACUUUAAAAUUGGAACAGCUACUGAUGACAAAGUUGAGUUCGCUGGGACUCAGAAAGAGAAUUUUAUAUACUGUAUAUAAUUAUGUAUGUAAAUUGUACAGUUGUGUUGUACAGGGGUUGGAGUCACUGUUCUGUUCCUCCCUUUGCUUUUAAAGGCUGUUCGGAUUAGAGGGACACUUUGCAUUUAAUGGAUUACAGUAAUGCAAUAAUUUCUGCCACCAAAUCGUUGUUCAGUUGCACACCUUAGUGUCACCAUGCAGGUCUGUCAGCAUGACUUGUGCUUGCAGAUGUGCACACAGUGCCUCAGAUACCAAAUGCUUCUUGGGAGCGACUGAACCCCUUCUUUUCUUACUCUAAAACCCUGUGCAACUCAUGGGCAACUGGGCUUUGGGGAGAGCACAAGUUUCACCUAAGUACAUGUGCACAGCAAAGCUGCUAAAAGUAGGGAUGGAAGAGUUGUAUUAAGGACAUAAAAAGGUAGUUUCUGCCCCUGUUGCCAGUUGGGCAGAAAUAAAUUGCAAGUGCAUUACUAUUCAGAAGACCUGCUUAGCAAAGGUGUGCCAUGCCUUGGGAAUCUAAUGCUGUAGGAAGGAUGUGGGAGCCACAGGCCUAGCAGAGUCAGUGGGGUGAAGUCUUGCAUCUUCCUCUCUAGCAAAGUUUUCAUCUAUAUGUUGUACAACAAUAAAAAUACUGAGAAGCCUGCUAAAAGCAGCAUCAGCCUGCCUGUUGCUUUGCUGAAGAGCAAGGAGCAUAUUUGUCAGUUGCAGAAAGACACAAUCAUGCUGCUGGUUCCCAGGAGUCUGGUUUACUCAUGCUUCAGCACUACUGCUUGGGCCAUGCUCACUUGUGAAGGUCUCUCUGCAAUGACUAUUCCUAUUUUUGAUGGUUGUGAAUCCCAAGGUCCUCUCUUGCACAGUGGUGUGCCUGCCUAAUCCACUCCCACUGUUUCACUGUUACCAUGAAGGCUUAGAUUGAGGAGCCUCAUCUCUUGGCCACAAAGGCUGUUUAAAUUGCCAUCAGUUUUUCCAGACUUGUUCCUUAGUUAAUCUCAGAUUCAGCUGUAAAGUCAGCAGUAGAGCAGGGACACCCAUACCAGCAAUCCUAGACCUUGGCAGAGUGUGAUGGGACACUAUUUUGCUUUGUGCAUUUCCAAAUACUGGCAGUACUUGUCUGUUCAUAGGAAAUGUUUUGAGCAGCCUCUCACUUCAGACCUGAUGAUCCUUGUGCCACUCACCUCUGGACCAAGAACCUGUAGUUGGAGAUAAUGACAUGCCAAGCUAAGAUGAGAUCACACCAACAACUGCUUGUGAUAAUACUGUGUUACUGUAGAGACUGGGCUUGUCACUUGAGGCUUUGUGGCUUUGGUACAAGAUAUCACAAUGCAGUGUCUUCACUCUGUGGCAUGUCAUCAUGAUGAUAGCAUGAGAUAAACACAUCAUAGCAGAAGUGUCCUGAUGCACUAAGUUAGUGCCUUGUUGACAAAAUUAAAAGGGCUUUGUUUUUUUGUUUGGUUUUUUUUUGUUGUUUUGUUUUAAAAAAAAAAGAGAAAAACAACCACAAAAUCUUUCUGUAAGGUAACUGUUUUGAGAUUAGUAAUAAUUCUUUCCCUGGGGAGUAGAUUGGAGCUAAUGAAAGCAUUUGGCAUGGUUGAAAACAUCUCUGGUGAUCUCUGAAGUAUACACCACAGCACCACUGUAAUAUAAAUAAGUUGUCUCUUUAGCAAGACCAAAUCCUCCUGCUGGAUCUUCAUGGUUUCUCAUGUACAAUGCAUGUGCUUUUUUUGGCCUGCAAGCUCCCAUCUUCUUGAUUGCAUCUUCCCUUUUUAAAUGCCCAGGGCACAUAAUUGUGAAAUUAUUUGGUUUAGUGUAUAGUUAGAAAUGUCCCUAUCACUCAAUAAUCCUAUUAUAGGAGUAAAGAAUGAAUCCAGCUGUAUAGAAAAAAAACAACCCUCUCCUUUUUUAAUAUGCUAAUUUUAGGAAUUAAAAGGUCUGGCUGCUGGGUUGGUGUUUGUUGUUUUCUUGUGGGUGUUUUGUUUGUUUGUUUGUUUUUUUAAUGUAUAGUUGCAUCCAGCAGAAGUAGCUAAUUGGGUGCCUGUAGGAGUUCUGUCAACCAGCUGCUGGGGCCAGGUCAUGUCCCAUAAGAUUGCAGGUGGAGUACCGAGCUGCUUGCAAGUCACUGCAUCUUUUCUUCUGGCAAUGUCAGUACACCAGCCAGCCAAUGCUCUUGCCUGUCAUGUAAAUCCUUCUGCAGACCUCUUUCUCAUCCUGGUGUCCUUCCCCUCCAAAAGGCCUGCCUUCACAUGUAGUUUACAAUUAAAACUAGUCAGUUCUUCAAGGAAGCUGAACAAGGGGUGGCUGUUGAUGGUAGCUUUGGUACUGGUGGGUAUUCAUGUUGCUAUGUUAGAGCUGGCGUUAUGGAUAGAUUGGGUCCAAAGCAUUAUAUUUGCCUCUCUCUUAACUUUCAUAGGAGAAGUCCAAGUUCCAGCAUCCUGGCUUUUGCUGGGUUUGCACAGGCCUCUGGGCAGCUUCUGGCAACACUUGUACAUUGACAUACAAGACCCAACCAGCAAGAUUGUGUAAUGUCCAUGUUGCUUAUUUGGGGGUUGUGUGUUGGAAUAUCAUGCAGACAGUAUCGGUCUUUAUUCAUAUAGCUUGUUCUAUGAGUUGUCCAGACAGUCUGUACUUGUCAGAAUGGAGCAGUGCCUCAGCUCCCCUCUUCUCAUGGUUGCUUUUAUUGCCAGAUAACUGGCCAGCCCACCUGGCUGUCAGGCCAAAUAUGUCCUUAUCUGCCUUGCCUCAGUAGCAUCCUACUGAAGCUGGGGCAGGGGGUGUAUCAGUGUUGUGGCUGGAAGCAGACCCUGGGCAUGCCUCUCCUCAUCCUUCAAGUCCUCCUGGGCUUCUCCAGCUCUACUUUGAAUGACAGCUGAAAACAGCUGGGACAGAGAAGGGAACCAAGGCUUCACAGUGCAAGUCAUCUGCUCUUCCCACCAGAAGCAAAAAUCUUCCCUUUCUUCCUGCUUCUCCAGGGGUGUCAUGUGUUGGAGGGAACUGUGUUACGGUGGGAUUCAUCCAUGUGGAGGCACCACUUUCCAGGGCCUGAAUUUAUGUUGAACUUACCCUGCUCCAGCACAUUUCUUCCUAUGGCAUUGUUUUUACAAUGAAAGGCAUCUGUUUGAUUUUUGGUUUUGUAAUAAAAUAGAUAACUUUUUGCUCCA